GAAAAACGCUGGAUUUGUGAAGGUUAAAAGAAAGCCAGCGUUAUUGCUGCAGUGUAAACAAACAGAGGACAAGUGACAGCCGUCUGCCCCUCGAGGUGUGGCACGAGAGUGGGCGUGUCUCAUAAAUAAUACCAAGCAGGGCUCACAUAACCCCGCCCGUUUCUCGCCGCUCUUGUGCUCGUGUGACGUCACAUGAUCCACCCGUGUCCGUUCCAUCUGAGCUUGCUAGAGGAGAGGACACGGCUGGACACACACACGCGGAUGCAAAUGAGCAAAAAAGUCCAGCCAGAGAAGAAGAAGAAGGAAGAAACGACCCCGCCCACUCCACGCCGUCCCUCCUCCCACCUUCCCCGCCACGGACAAGUCAGCGCGAGCACAGCAGAGAAGAAACAUCAACUUGUCAUUUCAACGACAACACCGACGGUUUUUCCCUCCUCGUCCAUUUUUUAUUUGGCCUGAAUUUCCUGUGGAUAACAUUCUCCUUUUUCCUUGCCGUUGUUGGCGCAUUUUUAUUUUUAUUUUUGCUUAGUUUUUCGUCCCACACUGAGGAGUGCAAUGGAAUACUUGGAAACGAGGAAAUAAAGGGAGCCUACUUGUCAUCACAUAAAGUCAUCCAAACUUCUAUUGGUCAAAUCGCCCCCACCCCCACCCUACAGGUGUCUCACCCCCACCGUGUGGUCCAGGAUGUCCAGGCAGCUCACCCAGCAGCUUCCCACCCCGGACUUGCCUGCCGGCGCCAGCCCGCAGUUUGGGACUUGCACCCAGCCCGCGGGCACCCUCACAGGGGGGCACCUCAGCUCCAUGGCGGGGCUCAAGUCCCUCCUGCAGCACCCCAUGAAGGGGGACCAGAGGCUGAGAAGCCCCUGUGAUAUCAAAGACAAAGACCGAGCUCUGGACCUGGAUGAGGACUCGUUGGGGGUGUGCCCCAUGAGGAACGCAGCCGGAAUAAGCGGCAACGGCGGCUGCAACGGCGCAAGCGGAAGCGGAAGCGGGAAUUUCAACCAGUUCCUGGGGCCUCUCUUGUGGGAUCGCACCCUGGCCGCCGACGGGGGCCUCUUCCAGCUGCAGUACAUGGACUUGGAGGAGUUUCUGACCGAAAACGGAAUGGGCAACAUGCACAGCAACAACAGCUCCAGCUCGGCCCAGAUCCCCUCCCAGAGCUCCCAGUCGGCGGUGCCCAACCAGAGCUCCCAGUGCCUGCCGCCCUCGUCUCCGCCCGGCUCUUCGUCCUCGUCGCCCUCGUCCUCGUCUUCUCCGUCUCUUCUGGGUUUGGAGGUGGCGCAGCCUCAGAGCCUCACGGGGGCCAGCGACUGUCUUCACGGGAGCCAGACGAGUAUGAACGACUCCUGCGAGUCCCCAUCCUCCUCCUCCUCCCCGUCGUCCUCCUGCCCGCCCCUGCUGACGCCCACGGGCAGCGGACCGGACGGGAUGGGGAUGUUUGACAUGGACCCGUCGGACAUCAUUCUGUCCAACGGGCCCGGGCAGCAGAACUUCGACCCCAGGAGGCAGUCGUUCAGCGAGGAGGAGCUCAAGCCGCAGCCCAUGGUGAAGAAGGCGCGCAAGAUCCUGGUGCCGGAUAACAUGAAAGAUGAGAAGUACUGGAGCAGGAGAUACAAAAACAACGAAGCGGCCAAGCGCUCCCGAGACGCCCGCCGCCUCAAGGAGAACCAAAUAUCGGUGCGCGCCGCCUUCUUGGAGCGGGAGAACGCCGCCCUGCGACAGGAAGUGGCGGAGAUGCGCAAAGAACUGGGGCGCUGCCGCAGCAUCCUUAGCAAAUACGAGAACCGUCUCGCCGACCAGUGAUGACGACGACGACGACGAUGGAUGACGACGACGAUGAUGAUGAAGGCGCGCCAAAGCAACGGAAUAGAAAAAUAAGCUGAAAGAUUCUUUCUUUUGAAGACUUUUGGGGGGAUGGACAGACACGGGCUGAUGAUGAUGAAUGUAUGAGGAUGGAGGACGGAGGAGUGCCGCUCAGGUGUUUUGUUGUUGUUUGUUGUUGAGGCUCUUAAAGGUGACGGACGGAGAGAAUCAUUUCACAGACGUGACUUUUAAGGCUUUUGCUAUUGGAGAAUUGUAUAUUUUUAUAACACUUGUGAAAAACGUAGGAGGAGAAUAGAAAUUUGGAGAAUAAUUUUGUACAUUUUCUACACGAGGAGACGAGAUGCGGGGGACGGGAUGCUGUGUAACACGUAUGUAACAUAGAGAGCAGAGACGAUCUCCACCUGCUAGACUUCCACUUUUUUUCUGCAUUUGACUUACGUACCCCAUGCAGAAGCACUUUUAUCUUCUUUCUCUUCUUUUGUGUUGACGGGAAUAAGAGGACACGCCCGCACGUCUUGUGCGUCUUUUUCUUUUGAAAUAGAGCGUCUUCUGUAAAGAUCGACUCCUUCCCCGCUCGGACGUCCUUGAUUGAUCCCCAGCGUCACGGCCAAGCUCUUCUGCUUUCUACUUCAUUGGUUUCUUUAGCAACUCUACUACUUUUUCCACUUCUUUUUUUCUCUGUCAUGCCUCCGUGAUGGUACUGCAGUGAACGCUAAAAAAACACACGCACGGUAUUCCCGUACUGUACUGCCUAAAUGCAGUAUCUUUGCUUAUCAUUGGUGCUUGAAAUGUACACCAGUGCUAUUUGGGACCCCCCCCCCCCCCCCCCCCCCCCCCCACACACACACACACACACACCCCCCAGACAAUCAACCCCGAUGAGCUCUGAUAAUGACAUGACAUGAUGCCGUGUUGACACGAACAGGGUUUUCAACUUUCAUUUCAUUUGUUUUAAUGCUAUUAAAAAUCAUGCGCAUGACUUUCACAUGGGAGACUAAUAAUAAUAAUAAUAAUUGAAAUAAAUAUAUAUAUAUUUUUAACAAUGAAAACAAAGUUCCUAAUGUGCCAGUUAUUAUUAUUAUUAUACAUAAUGAAAUAAUGAGCUUUCUUGAGAUGUAAAACAAAUAUUAUUAUAUAUUUUAAUAUUAUAAUAAUAAUAAUAAUGAUGGCACAUGAGAAGAAUAUUUUUUGUAAUAUAAUGGGAAAUAACUUUUUUACAUUAAAAAAAUGAUUAUUAUUCAUUACAACUGUUACCGCAUUACAAUAACUUUGCAUUAAAACUAUUUUUUAAAAAUCUAAGAAGAUAAUUCGCACUUUAGGACCUUUCCUUAAAUGGUUAAAAAACCUGAUAAUAUAUUUUAAUAUAUGAAUAAUAUAAUGAUACAUAUUCCAUGUUUGAAACACUUUUGUAUUAAUAAUUAGCACGCCACAAGAUUUGUAUCAUCAAUAACAUAAUGCUAAAUAAGUUUUUGACAUAAAAAGCUCUUAAUGUGCUAUAGUUACUGUGUUAUUAUUAAUAUUAUUCCUCCCAUUGUUAUACGCUGUAUUACAGGACUUUCACAUUCGCAACUAUUUUACAUGUUUUUUUUUAACAAGAGCAAAAAUACAAUAAAAUAAUAUGGUAAAAAAAAUAACAGGCUUUGCUACACAUCUUAAAAUAAGGUCGGUGACUGAUAAUCAUUUGUCGCGCAAGAUUCUAACGUGGAAAGUAUUGGAAUGUGCAAAAGUUCCACGGUGGAAGUACAUGUGGAAGUCUUUCAACGGGCAGAAUCGACAGUAUUUUCCUCCAGGGGGUGGAAUGUGUCACACUGAAAUCCAAAAUAUCUCCAAAGUACCUUUCUACUGUACCUCCAAAGACACACACACACACACGUUAAGAGUGUCAGGAAUACUCAGCAGUACUGCUAAAUACUCUUCCAGUGAGAAUUACUGUUGCUGUUCUUCUUUUGUUAUUUGCUCCACCUUGAGGCAAUCAUCCCUCCUAUGACCUCACUCUCCUGUGACCUCUGCCAAGGACAUUAAUGACCGGAGCUCACGCUUGAGCUCCUCAUCACGACCCCGGUGGACUAUGCACGCCAUCGUCCUUUUCUUGCUUUCUUUCACUCGUUAUCGCCGCCCGAAAACGUGAUUGUUUGCUCUCUCUCUCUCUCUCUCUCUCUCUCUCCUUAAUAUCCUCCCAGAUGUGCUUGAUGAUAAAUCUAUAGAGUAAGUCUAAGUGAUGUACAUCUGACCCCCCCCCCCCCCGUGACAUGGGCGGGCUCCAUGCUGUCCAACCCACCAUGUGCUGCUUCUAUGGAUGUACUCCCUAAAAAACACCAAUAAAAGAUUCUUCUCA
This is a messenger RNA of Dunckerocampus dactyliophorus (ringed pipefish), 4159 nucleotides long. It is a transcript of the gene dbpb, whose product is annotated as D site albumin promoter binding protein b. Bases 685 to 1803 code for a protein of 372 amino acids. Lineage: Eukaryota; Metazoa; Chordata; Actinopteri; Syngnathiformes; Syngnathidae. Gene Ontology annotation, molecular function: DNA-binding transcription factor activity, RNA polymerase II-specific; RNA polymerase II cis-regulatory region sequence-specific DNA binding. Gene Ontology annotation, biological process: regulation of transcription by RNA polymerase II. Gene Ontology annotation, cellular component: nucleus. The record is from RefSeq and is a predicted model, not a curated record. The transcript is spliced from 5 exons.